Messenger RNA from Nomascus leucogenys (northern white-cheeked gibbon), 3757 nucleotides. RefSeq names its product ribosomal protein L15 (gene RPL15). Gene Ontology annotation, cellular component: ribosome; cytosolic large ribosomal subunit. Gene Ontology annotation, molecular function: structural constituent of ribosome; RNA binding. The record is from RefSeq and is a predicted model, not a curated record. The transcript has 5 exons. Gene Ontology annotation, biological process: cytoplasmic translation. NCBI's taxonomy places the organism in Eukaryota, Metazoa, Chordata, Mammalia, Primates, Hylobatidae. The coding region runs from base 644 to 1081 and encodes 145 amino acids.
UGGAGGAGCUUCACGCAGUCUGGAGCUGAAGGGACACAGCGAGCGCCCCGACCCGCGACGCCCCGACUCCGCGAAGGCCUCCCUGGGGGGCUGGGGAAGCGUCAGGGGAUCUCUCAGCGCAGCGCUGGGGCCCAGAUUUCUGCGCCAGUCGUCAGGUGGCCAGAGAGAGACAGCGCAGCGCAGCGCGGAGACGCGGAGACGCAGACACCGCAGGUGGAGAGCCCGCGGUGCGUGAAACAAACCUGUUCUCUCCUCAGACCUCAAGGACAGCGGCUCCACCGCGGUACGCGGCCACCGGCUUUGGAGCCUGGACCCCAACUUGCCUCCUCUCGCGGCAAGACACUCGCCGACGCUCGCUUACCGGCCGAGACUUCGCCGCCAACUCUCUCACCCCUCGAGACGCCCUGGCCGCUCAGGCUCGAAUCCUGCGGAGCGAGGGGCGGGACAAUAGGGGCCGCUGCGCCCCACUCGGCAGAACUCCGCCCACCAGGCGUGAUGCCGGAACUACAUGUCCCAUGACGCUCUGGGAGGCCGCAGCUUUCCACCGGAAAGAGGUUGGUUGAGGUGGGGGAGGAGCCCAAAAGGCAUUGUGGGAGUACAGCUCUUUCCUUUCCAUCUGGCGGCAGCCAUCAGGUAAGCCAAGAUGGGUGCAUACAAGUACAUCCAGGAGCUAUGGAGAAAGAAGCAGUCUGAUGUCAUGCGCUUUCUUCUGAGGGUCCGCUGCUGGCAGUACCGCCAGCUCUCUGCUCUCCACAGGGCUCCCCGCCCCACCCGGCCUGAUAAAGCGCGCCGACUGGGCUACAAGGCCAAGCAAGGUUACGUUAUAUAUAGGAUUCGUGUUCGCCGUGGUGGCCGAAAACGCCCAGUUCCUAAGGGUGCAACUUACGGCAAGCCUGUCCAUCAUGGUGUUAACCAGCUAAAGUUUGCUCGAAGCCUUCAGUCCGUUGCAGAGGAGCGAGCUGGACGCCACUGUGGGGCUCUGAGAGUCCUGAAUUCUUACUGGAUGGAGUCUCACUCUCACCCAGGCAGGAGUGCAGUGGGGCAAUCACGGCUCACUGCAACCUCUGUUUCCCGGGUUUGAGCAAUUCUCCUGCAUCAGCCUCCCAAAUAGCCAGGACUACAGGCACACACUGCCACGCCCAGCUAACUUUUGUAUUUUUAGUAGAGACGGGGUUUCACUAUGUUGGCCAGGCUGGUCUCGAACUCCUGACGUCAAGUGAUCCAGCUGCCCUGGCCUCCCAAAGUGCUGGGAUUACAGGCGUGAGCCACCACACCCAGCCCAAUUUUUAUUUUUUGUGCAGACAGGAUCUCACUCUGUUACCCAGGUUGGUCUUGAACUACUGGCCUCAAGCAAUCCUGCCUUGGCCUCCCAAAGUGCUGGAAUUACAGGCAUGAGCCACCACACCAGGCCCAAAUUUACUUUAGUAAUAACAACAAUUGACUGGGUGCAGUGGCUCAUGCCUGCAAUCCCAACACUUUUGGAAACCAAGGUGGGCUUGAGCUCAUGAGUUAGAGAGCAGCCUGAGCAAUGUAGUGAGAGCCCAUCUCACAAAAAAUAAAUUAGCUGGGCAUGGUGUUGCACGCCUGUAGUCUCGAAAUUACACCACUGCACUCCAUCUUGGGUGAUAAGAGCCAGAACUUGUCUCAAAAAAAAAAAAAAACAAUUGGUUUCUUGUAAUCCCAAAAGGUGCAGUUACUAGUAUUAAUUCUUUUUUGCCAAUGAGGAAACACAAAGAUGAAGCAACUUGCUCAAAGUCAUACAGUGACAGUCUGAAUUCAAAUCCUAUACACUUAAAGUUUAUUUGUUUUGGUUUGAUUUUUUUUUGAGAUGGAGUCUCACUGUGUUGCAAGGCUGGAGUGCAGUGGCACGAUCUCAGCUCACUGCAACCCGGGUUCAAGCGAUUCUCCUGCCUCAGCCUGCCGAGUAGCUGGGACUACAGGCACGCACCACCACGCCCAGCUAAUUUUUGUAUUUUUAGUAGAGACAGGGUUUCACCAUGUUGGCCAGACCUCAGGUGAUCCUCCCCCCUUGGCCUCCUAAAGUGCCGGGAUUACAGGUGUCAGCCACUGCACCCGGCCAACUUAAAGUUUUUGAUAGAUAAUACAUUAAAGUUAAAAAUUCAAAAGAUAAGUAUAGGCUCUACAGUACAAACCCUUCUGCCUCCUAGUUCCCCUCCCUGGAGGCAAUGUGAUCAGUUUAACAAUAUUUUUUUAUUUUGAGACGGGGUCUCACUGUUGCACAGGCUGGAGUGUAGUGGCAUGUUCACAACUUACUGUAGCCUCGACCUCCUAGGCUCAAGCAAUCCUCCCACCUCAGCCUCUCAAGUAGCUGGAACCACAGGUGCACACCACCAUGCCAGGCUAAUUUUUGUAUUUUUUUGUAGAGACAGGGUUUCAGUAUGUUGCUCAGGCUGGUCUCAAAGUCCUGGGCUCAAGCAAUCUUCCCAUCUCUGCUUCCCAAAGAGCUGGGAUUACAGGUGUGAGCCACUGUGCCCGGCCUACAUAUGUAUUUUUUCCUUUUUUUCCCCAAGUAGUAGGAUAUGAUACACAUUGUUGAUUUUUUUGUUUAGUUAUGUAUCUCAGAGCUUAUUCUUUAUCAGCUCAUGAGGAAUUUUUUUUUUUUUUUUUUUUGAUAUGUAGUUUUGCUCUUGUAGCCCGGAUUGGAGUACAAUAACACAAUCUUGGCUUGCAGCAACUUCUGCCUCCCACGUUCAUGCGUUCUCCUGCCUCAGCCUCCCGAGUAGCUUGGAUUACAGGUGCCUGCCACUACAUCCAUCUAUUUUUGUAUUUUCAGUAGAGACAGGGUUUCACCAUUUUGGCCAAGCUGGUCUCAAACUCCUGACCUCAGGUGAUCCGCCCAUCUCAGCCUCCCAAAGUACUGGGAUUACAGGCAUGAGCAACCGUGCCCGGCCGGAACUUCAUUCUUUUGGUAUAACUGCAUGGUAUCCCAUCAUGUGGAUGUACCAUGAUUCAUUGGAUGUGGACCCUCCUGAUGGACAUUUAAAUUUCUUCCAAUCUGUUGCUAUUACAAAAAAGAAAAAUGUGUGCAUACAUCUUUAUUCAUCUGUAGAAUAAAUUCUUAGAAUGGCAGAGUUAAAAAUUGUAUGUAUGUAAUUUUUUAUAGAUAUUGCCAAAUUGUCUUCCAUAAAAGUUGAACCAAUUUUCAUUACCACCAGCAAAGUAGGAGAGGACUUGUUUAUCCACACCCUCUUUAAUGUAUGUAAUCAAAUUUUGGGAUAUCUGCCAUUCUGUUAGGGGGAAAUGAUACUGUUCUCUACUUUUAUUUUGCGUUCUGAGUGUGGCAGAGGCAAAGCUACGUGCAUACCAUAGCUUUUUCUCCCCCUGAAAACACAACUAAACUACAUUGUUUUCCUGGCCUCGCAUGCAUUUAGGUUGGGGUCAUAUUACUUCCCUCCAAGAAAAACAGUUGGUAUGCCUCCUCCACACUUCCCACAACUGUGGAAGCCAGUGAUCCAGAUAGCAUAGCUAUUAAUACAAGAUGGAAGAAAGCUGCUCAACCCCAUCAGACAGCAUGAGUGGUAAGAUUUUAUUGUGUCAAACGACUGCAUUAGUUGUGUUUUGUUAUUAUGGCAGCAUAGCCUAGCUUGGCCCUAACUAAUUCAAUAAAUAAAGUUGAGCAUUAUUUGUACAUUUAAGAGCGUUUUUUAUGUUUGCUUUACAGUGGCUUUCCACUUUUCUAUCAGAGAAUCCCCCCUCACUUAUGUACCAUGCUAUAUUAAUAAAUUGGAAGGAGCUG